This is a messenger RNA of Triticum turgidum subsp. durum (durum wheat), 594 nucleotides long. NCBI's taxonomy places the organism in Eukaryota, Viridiplantae, Streptophyta, Magnoliopsida, Poales, Poaceae. The record is from the annotation of a GenBank genome assembly.
AUGGCGGCGCGGAAGCUCAUCUUCGGCCUCACAGCAGCAAGGCGAGCCAGUUCUCGGGCCUCUGUACUCCUCCGGGCCUCACCCCUCCUGGAAGCCUCCACUUCUGCCUCCCACACCACCGCCGCCGCGACGAAGCCGUCAGGUGGAUCGCCGUGGGCGCUGCUCUUCUCCUCUAGGGUCUUCUCGUCGACCCCUCCGGCUCAACAGUCCGCCGGAGAUGUGCCCGCCCCAUCCGCGGUGGACCACAAGUUGAUAAUGCCAGAGGAUAAGUUCCAUAAAUUAGCAGAUGAUACAAUACAUGAUUUGCUUGAAAAACUUGAGGAAUAUGGUGAUUCUCAGCAGAUGGAUGGCUUCGACAUAGAUUACGGGAAUCAAGUUCUAACAUUGAGGCUAGGCGAUUUGGGGACCUAUGUUGUAAACAAGCAAACGCCAAACAGACAAAUCUGGCUAUCUUCACCUGUGAGUGGGCCUGCUAGAUUUGACUGGGAUGCAGCAACAGACAGUUGGAUUUAUAGGCGGACUGGAGUAAAUCUCAUGCGACUUCUAGAGAAGGAGAUCGGUGAGCUCUGUGGAACUCCAGUAGACCUUUCAUAA